Durio zibethinus is the source of this 757-nucleotide messenger RNA. Its product is annotated as protein VASCULATURE COMPLEXITY AND CONNECTIVITY-like. NCBI's taxonomy places the organism in Eukaryota, Viridiplantae, Streptophyta, Magnoliopsida, Malvales, Malvaceae. The record is from RefSeq and is a predicted model, not a curated record.
UCUUUAUAUCUUUCCAUGACCUUUCUUCCUCCCCUCUCCUUGUCCAAGAAUAAUUGCCAUUUGUUUCUCUGAAGUUCUUGGAACCCAUCAUCAGGUGGUCUAUCAUAAUAAAGAAGCAAAAAUAUGCUUAAACUCGGAGGGGUUCUCGUUUGUCUUAUGAUUGUGGCCAUGGAUGUUGCAGCAGGGAUUCUUGCCAUCCAAGCAGAAGUUGCACAAAACAAGGUUAAGCAUUUAAGGCUAUGGAUAUUUGAGUGCAGAGACCCAAGCCAUGAUGCUUUCAAGCUAGCUUUGGGUGCAGCAGCGCUGUUAACCCUAGGCCAUGUUCUUGCUAACCUGCUUGGUGGGUGCAUGUGUGUCUGUUCUCAAGAAGAGUUCCAGAGAGCCUCCCCUAACAGGCAACUCUCAUUGGCAUGUCUCAUUAUCACAUGGCUCAUAUUAGCCGUUGGAUUGUCCACGCUGGUAAUAGGGAUAUUAUCAAACAACAAAUCCAGGGCGUUCUGUGGUUUCACGCACCAUCAUUUCCUGUCCAUCGGAGGAAUUCUCUGUUUUGUUCAUGGGCUGUUUUCUGUUGCAUAUUACGUUUCUGCCACUGCAGCCAGUGACGAAGGAAAGUAAGAAAUGCCAUCUUUAGAGGAACCCCUUUUUCCCAACCCUCCUACCUCACGCACCUUUAUUGAUCAGUGAUCAACAAUCACUUUCGUCCUACAUGUAAAACAAAACGUAAGCAUCUUUAAAUGACGUUAUCAAUCUUGCGGGA